Molecule: messenger RNA, 720 nt
Organism: Paramecium sonneborni
Lineage: Eukaryota; Ciliophora; Oligohymenophorea; Peniculida; Parameciidae
Source: the annotation of a GenBank genome assembly
AUUUCAUGACCGAAGAAUUAUAGGAUUAUAGAAAAAAUUUAUAAGAAGCUAAAUAUGAAAUCUUUAAAGUUCUAUUAAGCAAAAAUAACUAAUGGCUUAGUAUAAGGGAAAUUGAAGAUCUGCUUAAAUAAAGACCAGAUUAUGGAAAUAUUCAUGUUAAAAUUAGAGAUGCUAUAGAAGAUUCAAUGUCAUAUGAUAAAACUAAAGAUGAUUAUAAAAUUGUUUGUAAUAAAUAAUCAAUAAUGAAUACAAAUAAUACUACUGGCAAAUAUAGACUUAAAACAGAAAACAUAGAAAAUAAAGAAUAAUUAGAAGAAUAUCUCAAAGAUAAAAAAUCAAUUUUAUAUGUUAAUCAUAUUUGGUUUGAAUCUGUAUUUUAUUAUAAUUAUAGAUAUUAUAGUGUUAUCCAUAAAUGAAAUAGGAUAUUAUAACAUUAGAAUCAGAAGCUAAAUUAUUGAUUUAUGAAGGAAGAGAUGAUAAAAAAACUUAUAUUUAUACAAAUACAAGUUUUACUAACUUUCAAGAAAAAUUACAAUUUAAAAGAGAUGAAAGAAUUAUGCGUAUGAUUCAAGAAGCAAGGACAAGUAAUACAGAAACUGUUGCUUCAAAUUAACAUUCACGUUCAACACAAAUUUAAAGAUAAGAAUCUGUUAGAAGAAAUACUGCUGUUUAAAAUUAUUGGAUAACAGAAUUACAAUAAGAUUUAUAGAGAAAAUGACU